Molecule: messenger RNA, 1919 nt
Organism: Telopea speciosissima
Lineage: Eukaryota; Viridiplantae; Streptophyta; Magnoliopsida; Proteales; Proteaceae
Product: putative leucine-rich repeat receptor-like serine/threonine-protein kinase At2g14440
Exons: 10
Coding region: 164-1744 (526 amino acids)
Molecular function (GO): protein binding
Source: RefSeq, a predicted model, not a curated record
GUACGAGACAAACUAACUGACAGUAACCGUUCCAUUUUCCCGCGUUCCGUCUAUCCUGAAAAUUCCUUUUCCCUCACCCAAACUUCCUCUCUCUCUCUCUGUCUCGAUUCUUUUCUUCCCAACUCGCCAAUGACUCAUUCAAAGCUUUAGUCCAAACCUUGACAUGCUCUCCACUUCUCUCACGCCCUCAGCCAUGGCACUUCUCUCUCUACUGGUCGCUCUCUCCCUCUUCGCCGCCGUACGUUGCCAACCGUCACCUCCUAAAGGGAUCCUCAUCGACUGUGGCGCCACCGUUUCAUCCGUAAUCGACAACCGGCAAUGGCUACCCGACGGCAAUUACGUCUCUGCUGGGUUACCCAAAACAUUAUCUAUUUCAGGCCUCCUUCCAACUCUCUCCACUCUCCGCUCUUUCCCUCUUCUCGCCGGUGCUCAUCGGAAAUUCUGCUACGUUGUUCCGGUGUUCCGAGGUGCAAAGUACCUUGUCCGGACCACCUACUUCUAUGGGGGAGUCAAUGGCGUAGAUUUGCCACCGGUGUUUGAUCAGAUUGUGGAUGGGACAGUCUGGAGUGUCGUGAACACUACCGAUGAUUAUGCCAACGGGAUGUCUUCUUACUACGAAGGGGUUUUUCUUGCUAAGGGAAAGACCAUGAGCGUUUGUGUUGCUCAGAACACCUAUACCAAUUCUGACCCCUUUAUCUCUGCAUUGGAAUUUUUGAUUUUAGGGGAUUCAGUCUACAAUUCUACGGAUUUCAGAAAUUACGGUCUCAGCUUGGUUGCCAGGCACAGUUUUGGAUAUGGAGGACCAAUCAUCAAAUUCCCUGAUGACCAAUUUGAUCGAUAUUGGGAGCCAUUUGGAGAUAGUAAUCCUAAAAUACAAAGCAUCAGAAAUGUCUCUGUUUCUGGUUUCUGGAACAUUCCACCUGAGAAGAUUUUUGACACAGCGUUGAUGUCUAAACAGCCCAUGGAGUUGCACUGGCCUCCAGGACCUCUUCUAAAUGAUACCUACUACAUUGCAUUAUAUUUCGCGGAUAAUAGCAAUGCCUCGCUGGGGAGCUCCAGGGUAUUGAACAUCACAGUAAAUGGAAUUGAAUAUUACCGCAAUAUGAAGGUGACUCCAUUUGGCACAGCUGUCUUUGGCACUAAAUGGCCUCUUUCAGGGCAAACAAAGAUAAUUCUGACUCCUGCUGCCGGAUCAGAUGUUGGUCCCUUGAUCAAUGCUGGGGAGAUUUUUGGUGUGUUGCGCCUUGGAGGAAGAACGAUCACACGAGAUGUAAUUGCUUUGGAGAGAGUGAGGAAUAAUCUUCAGAAUCUCCCACUUGAUUGGAGUGGUGAUCCUUGUUUCCCUCGUGAAUACUCAUGGACUGGAGUUUCAUGCUCUAAUGGCCCUCAGAUCCGUAUUGUGGCUUUGAAUCUUUCGAGCAUGGGUCUUUCAGGAUCUCUAUCACCAAGUAUUGCCAAAUUGACUGCUUUGACUGAUAUCUGGCUUGGGAACAACAAUUUCUCUGGGCCAAUUCCUGAUCUCAGCCCAUUAAAGAGGCUUCAGACGCUGCAUUUGGAGGACAAUCAGUUUAGCGGAGAGGUUCCUUCAUCACUUGGGAACAUCACAAGAUUGCGUGAACUCUUCAUAGAAAGCAACCACCUGACUGGACAAAUUCCGGACAGUCUUAAAACAAAACCUGGAUUGAACCUCAAGACCGCUCCUGGAAAUAACUUUUUAUUGCCGUCACCUCCUCCUGCAGCAUAGUUUGGGUAACUGUAGAACCAUCUGUGUGACAUUGACAUGAGAGAGGCUUAGAGAUGCAAAUACAUGCAAGCCAGAAUCAAAAGUUUUCCAGCCUAAGCGCCCUGUAAUUGCCAAAUAAGAUCUCCUCACUGCAAUUUGAAGUAACAAAACUGUGUGCUUGUAAUUGUUGUCUGCA